Oncorhynchus mykiss (rainbow trout) is the source of this 2112-nucleotide messenger RNA. Its product is annotated as ubiquitin-associated protein 1-like. Gene Ontology annotation, molecular function: ubiquitin binding. The record is from RefSeq and is a predicted model, not a curated record. Gene Ontology annotation, cellular component: ESCRT I complex. Gene Ontology annotation, biological process: ubiquitin-dependent protein catabolic process via the multivesicular body sorting pathway. Lineage: Eukaryota; Metazoa; Chordata; Actinopteri; Salmoniformes; Salmonidae.
UUUACCACCUUUACACAGCAUGGGUGUACCGAGAAUCUCUUAACACCCUGGCCUGCCAAGGAAGGAAGGAAUGGAAGGAUUACUCUUCUCCUUGUUGGCCUUCUCAUUAAUCAAACCAAUUGAAUUCCCAGUUGAAUGUCUAGUACAAAAAAUGUAAUAGUAACAUGAGAAUUAAAAUACACAAGAAUGGAGGGAGUACCAGUACAAUGUGCAGAGGUAUUUGAGGUAGAUGUGUUAUGGCUUGGGGGUUAUAUCUGUUCUACAAAAUAUAUGUAUAUCUGAAUGCUCUGCAAUCCUUCACCCUUAACAGACCCUGGGGGUGGUCCCAAAUGGCAGUCUAUUCCCUAUGUAGUGCACGACUGUUGACCAGGGCCCAUACCUAUUCCCUAUAUAAUGCACAGAAUAGGGAAUACCAGAAUAGGGUACCAUUUGGGAUGGUGUAAUGGGAGCGGUGUUCCUUGGGUGUUUCCAGUCGACAUGCGCCUGGGCAGCAGCAGGUAAGCCGCUGAAGUCAGUGACUUAUGUCAGUAGCAUAGUAGUUCAGGAGGGCUAAUCCUCCUGUAUCCUCAGACCUCACGCCCACUGCUCUUAAUCACCAACAGGUUGGGAGAGGCAGCAACAACACACACGACAUCAGUAACCCAGGCCUGAGAGAGGAAGAAGCACUACAGAGAAGAGGGACUGCUCACAGAAACAAGUACAGUGACCAGAAGAGCAGCAGGAGGAUGUCCUGUUUGGAUGAGGUUCCUUUUAAGACCCUUCUGGGAUCUCUGGAGGGACCCAGGGAAGAGGUGGAGCUGAUUGCUGCCCCAGACAUCACUGUCCCAGACUAUCUCACCAUACUGCAGGAGACAGAGUACAUGUUCAGCUUGGAGAACUGGGUGCUCCAGGGCCUCCAGGGAGGUUACCCCAGCCAGCCCCAACCAUCCGGCCCCAGAUCCCCAUCCGAGGUGCUCCCCUCCAGCCCACCCUACUGGCAUCUCUUCAGCAGCCCCCAGGAGAGCCGCCUGGCCAGCCGACACAGCUCUGACUUCUGGGAGCCCAACCCCCGCCAGCGCUCCCACAGCCUGAACCAGGUUGACAUGCGCACCCGGGUUAAGUUCGUCAUCUCCGACUCCGAGGAGGAAGAGGAGUGCUCUUCGUCAGGUUCAGGGUACAGGUCGGAUCAGCGUGUUCCUGGGGUGAGGAACCCACGGCAGACCUGCACCCCUAACGUCCUGAACCUACCUGUCUCUCAGAGUGGUCUGGUGACCAACCAGCGUAGGAAGAACCUCCGCCAGUACUCGCUGUCUGUUCUGGAGACCCCCAGAGAGUGUAUCCAGGGGACCCCCUGCCCCCCUGGAGGACCCAAGCCACCGUCCUCCUCAUCCCUACCCAGACACCCAUUGACCAGGGCCAACACAGAGAUUAUCCCCUCCAUCAGACACCACAAGCCAACACAUCCGUCCCUGAGUCCGUACUUCUGCCUGCCGGCCCUUCCCUCGGUGACCUCACGACCCCUGGGUUCCCACGCCGCGUCAGUACUGGACUCCUCGGUGGAGCUGCUGUCCGCGCUGAGCCCCGAAGAGAGAGAGCUGCUGCAAGCCAUCACUGAAAGGGGCUAUCCGCUCCACACCGCCAUCAUCGCCCUGCAGAAGACCGGCCAGCAGAGCCCAGAACAGAUCCUGCGCUAUCUGGUGGCCUGUGACAGACUGUGUGAGCGGGGCUACGACGAGGCUCAGGUGGAGGAGGCUCUGGAGAUGUUCCAGAACUGUGAGACUAAGGCUGAGGAGUUUCUUCACCUGCUGGCUCAGUUCAAUGAGAUGGGCUUCCAGCCGAACGCUAUCAAAGAGGUUCUGUUAGUCCACGAGAACCACCGCGAGAGGGCCCUGGAAGAGCUGAUGAUGCGUGUGGCAUGACAGGGUCAAUGUCUGCUCCCAUGAAAAAUACAUUGUAGGAGACAUACAUGCACCAACACAAACACAGUUCCUGUUUACUUGCCUGUUUACGACAAACAAUCAUGUUAGCAAAUGUAUCAUAUUAAAGGGAUAGUUCACUCAAACUAUAUUUUACUAUUUGGUUCAUUAGUCCACUGUUAAUGCAAUCCACAAAAAUGGUGUAUGUCACCAGUCA